This is a messenger RNA of Cynara cardunculus var. scolymus (artichoke), 2740 nucleotides long. RefSeq names its product pentatricopeptide repeat-containing protein At5g66631. The transcript is spliced from 2 exons. The record is from RefSeq and is a predicted model, not a curated record. The coding region runs from base 363 to 2426 and encodes 687 amino acids. Gene Ontology annotation, molecular function: protein binding. NCBI's taxonomy places the organism in Eukaryota, Viridiplantae, Streptophyta, Magnoliopsida, Asterales, Asteraceae.
CCAUCCGAUCAGUGAACGAACUGUGUGUUACGGGUCCAGUAGAUCAAUUUUCGCUCAGAGCAUACAUCUACCUGUUAAUGGAGCCUCCACCCUCUCUGUACCCGUCGUUACUCAUAAGGGUUAAAGUUGGAGUGCACACGAACUGUUCGAUAAAAGUCCCAUAAGGCUCCCGCCUUUUUGUACUUCUUCAAAUGGUUUCGCAUCCUCAAGAUUGAAUAUUUUUACCCGUCUCAUGUUCAAAGUUCACUUCUUUCCGAUCCUCUAAUAGCAAACUAUAUGUUUUUUACAUAAAAGAUAUCAAUUCGAGUCUGCAAAUGUUUGGAGGACUGUCCCAAUUUUAGUUCCAUGUGCCAUUUAAUUUAAUGGGUAUAAUGCUGAAUUUCAUUUGUAUUAGAAUUGUCCGUAGAGCUAGCAUGCAACAAAGCUAUCAUUUGUUGGGGUUGCUUGGAUACCCAUUUUGUUCUCAUCAAUCUGCAAAUAUCUGUAGGACUUUGAAUCUUGAAGCUCACAACUUUGCCAACAAGUCUUGUAAGAACGCCGUCUCUCUUUACCUAGAGCGAGCCAGGCUCAUAGAUCGGAUACGAAUUAUUCUUCGGUCUAAUUCCCCAGAUUCACUUGUUUCUGUCUUGAAUGAUCCUGCUCUGGACUCUUUUGUAGUUGCCAAUGCGCUUAAAUCUGCUCCAUCUCCAGAUGUUGCCCUUUCCUUUAUUGAAACCCUCAAGCAUAUCCCACAUUUCACUCAUAACCAGAACACCCUCUAUGCUUUGGCUAAAAUACUUGCAAAAUCUCAUCAAAUGGGCAAGUUGAAGGCACUCAUAGACGGCAUAAAUGCAGGGAAAUUCAGGAAUGUUGCUCGAGUCAGUUUUAUGGAUCAAAUGAAGUUGUAUGCAGCUGCAGGUGAUCUUGAUUCUGUUCUUUGUGUGUGGCAUGAAUGGAGGGUCUCCCAAAAAUGUCCGAAUAUCGAGUCUUAUAACAUCAUCAUGAUGAUUUGUGCCCAAAUGGGCAAGGACUAUGAAGCUGUUACGACUUUUGGUAGGAUGAUUGAUGAAGGAGGGAUUCCUAAUUCUAGAACAUACACCGUGAUUAUUGAGCAUCUUGUGAAUUCUGGAAACUUAAAUUCAGCAAUGAGAAUAUUCAACUUGUUGCCAUCAUUGCGGGUAAAACACACUUUAAGGCAGUACGCGGUUCUGGUGGAUGCUUUAUGUGGUACUGAUCAGUUUGAAGUGGUUAAAAGCUUGCUCUCUGAAAUGCAGGUGGAUGGAUUUUUGCCUAGCCGAGGGAUGUAUUCAUCACUGCAGCGAAUGCAUGAUGCAGGGUUCAUCGAAGAGACAUUGGAACUGAUAAAAGAAAUGUUGCCUGACCAGAGGAUUGAGAAUGUGAAAAUGUCGUCUGGUGAUUAUUGCGAUGAUGAAGAUGAGGUGGAUGGAAAUGGAGAGUUUGAAUGCUCUCAUAAUAAUGCUAAAGCGGAUGGAAUCAAAUUGAAACCAUGGCUUGACCCAGCCAUUUUGGCUAGUUCUCUGCGUUACUGGAGGCCUGAAGAGGUCUCAUCACUGGAGGAUGCAAAUUUCGUUUGGACAACACGAUUGGUUUCAAAGAUGAUUAGGACCUUCAGUUCAGCUGAAUCAGCAUGGCAAUUCUUCUGCUGGGUUGCCAAUCAACCAGGAUUCAGUCACGAUGUUCACACGGUAUCGAGGAUGAUUACCAAAUUAGCUCGUGAAGGAAAUGUUAAUAUGGUUGAAGAACUCAUAUCCAUCAUAAAAAUUGAGGGUAUAAAGUUGUCAUAUGGUACUAUCAGAACGGUUAUUGAUUACUAUGGCGUAUCAGGGAAGGGUGAAGCUGCUCUUAAGGUCUUUCAAAAUGUUAAACCCCUUUGUGGUACAUUGCCAACAAACUGUCUUUUGUCUUUGUAUUCAUCCAUCUUGAGAACAUUUACCAAGUGUAAAAUGAAUUCUAAGGCCUUGGAUACACUUGAUGAGAUGAUUUUAUGUGGGAUUCUACCAAAAAUUCAAACCUUUUCAGAAUUGAUGCAUCAUUUCGCACUUGAGGGGGACAUGAAAACAGUUCAGAGGCUCUUUGGGAUGGUUAAGCAGGGUGGAAUAGAACCAGAUGGUUAUAUGUUUAAAGUUUUAAUACGUGCUUAUUGUAACUCCAAUAGAGCUGUGUUGGCUCUUAGAGCCUUUGAAGAUAUGAAAAGCUCUAAUCUGAUGACCGAUGUUUCUACAAAGCGUUUGCUUGUGAAGAGUCUGUGGAAAGAAGGCAAAUUGAGGGAGGCUGCAGCUGUUGAAGAAACAAAUAUGGAGGCAAAUAAUGACUCAUAUACUACGAGUGCUGCAAAUUUUCAAAGAGUUUACAGAGUUUAUUCUAGUAGUUUUCCAACUAUAAUUGGUAAAAAAGAUCUUUGUGAAGAGGGUAGUAUCAAUUCAUAAUGCCAUUGAGAACCUCCAGAGUGGGUCAUACUGGGUUCCUCUGGUUGGUUUCAGUUGUUUUUUAUUCUCUGAAAUAGAACUCCUUGGCUGCAUUUCCAAUCUUCUUGAAAUGCAUCUUUGAACCCAACAACUAUUAGCGCAUCCAAAGGUUCCAAACAAGCUAUGCUAAGUUUUAGCAGACAUAGAGCAAGUUCGUCUUGAUCUAUGACGAAACCAAGGGCGUGUUUGGCUUGCAAACGAGGGUCAAUAAGGUAAUUUAGCUUUCCUUUUGCAUGCUUUUCAUCACCCAUACUUGAAAGAACUUCUUCCGAUAG